Closterium sp. Yama58-4 is the source of this 1005-nucleotide messenger RNA. Lineage: Eukaryota; Viridiplantae; Streptophyta; Zygnematophyceae; Desmidiales; Closteriaceae. The record is from the annotation of a GenBank genome assembly.
AUGGACGUCACGGGGCUGCGACACCGCAUCCACGAGGCGUAUAAGAGCACGGCGGAGCUGCUGCUAUCGGCGCGCAGCGCGACGGCCUUCGCGGAGAAAGGCGUCCUCACGCCGGACGAAUUCGUCGCGGCUGGGGAUAACUUGGUGGCCAAAUGUCCCACGUGGUCCUGGGAAGGAGCGGACCCCUCUCGCCGACGAAGUUUCCUGCCUGCUGACAAGCAGUACCUCAUCACUCGCAACGUCCCCUGUCUGAGGCGAGUGGGGGCGAUGGAGGAGGAGGUGCUGCUGGCGACAGGUGGCAGCGAGACAUUGGUCGAUGCUGACGUGGACGGGGAUGGCAACGAGCCCUGGGUCGCCACGUCAAAGCUCGGCGGCGCUGCAGGUGCAGGGUCAGCAGAGCAGCAACAGGACUCGCUUCCCUCAAUUGAGGCAGCAGCGACCCCAGCAGCCUUGGGAGGGGAGGGCGGGGGAGCGGGAGCAGGGGAAAAGAGGGCUGGAGGAGCAACGGGGGGAGAUGAAGAGGAGGAGGACGUACCUGAUAUAGCGGAAUUCGAUGAUGUGGAUAAUGUUCUCGAUGCUGACCCUGCGGCACUACAGCUUGGGGGAGGGGGGUAUCUAGUUGCAACAGAGCCAGAGGACGACCAUAUUCUGCAGACCCGCACCUACGACCUCACCAUCACAUACGACAAGUACUAUCAAACUCCAAGAAUCUGGCUUUUUGGUUAUGAUGAGCAACGGCAGCCCCUGGCAGCAGAGCGAGUGUUUGAGGAUGUGAGCCAAGACCAUGUGAAGAAAACAGUCACCAUUGACGACCAUCCGCACCUUCCAGGAAAGUACGCAUCGGUGCACCCAUGCAAGCAUGCAGCGGUGAUGAAGAAGAUCAUCGGAAUCAUGGCAGCCAAUUGCGUGCAGCCGCGUGUCGACCAGUACGUGCCUCUCACGUCUUUCAUUGCUUGUUUUCUUCUUCAUGCACCGCCGUCUCGCGUGUUGUCUAAGCAGGGUUGA